Messenger RNA from Daphnia pulicaria, 537 nucleotides. Its product is annotated as homeobox protein XHOX-7.1-like. Gene Ontology annotation, molecular function: RNA polymerase II cis-regulatory region sequence-specific DNA binding; DNA-binding transcription factor activity, RNA polymerase II-specific. Gene Ontology annotation, cellular component: nucleus. The record is from RefSeq and is a predicted model, not a curated record. Lineage: Eukaryota; Metazoa; Arthropoda; Branchiopoda; Diplostraca; Daphniidae. Gene Ontology annotation, biological process: regulation of transcription by RNA polymerase II; neuron differentiation. The transcript is spliced from 2 exons. The coding region runs from base 1 to 537 and encodes 178 amino acids.
AUGGAUUCCGAAAUGAUCAACAAAGAGCAGGAAAUUAAUCAAGAAGGUUCCACAACAGAGGAGUCCACGAUUAAUAAAAACAUUGUUAGAAACAGACUGCCGCAAGAAGGAGUUUUCAUGGCUGCUGUAGACAAACCAAUCGAGUUAAUUACCGUUAGGCCGAAACCGAAAGUUGAUUUCAGCAUUGAAGCAAUCCUAUCGUCUCGAACAUCUACACCAUCAGCGAUUGUUGUCACUUCAUCGGACAUCUUCACCUCCGAAUCCAAGUCGAGGUCCAUCAGCGAUCACAGCGAUCCCAACUUUUCCUGGGUCUAUUGUACACGCUACCGACCUCCGAAGCUUCCACGUGCUAAAAGAGAAAUGAACUUAAGGAACCGUUACCGUAAUCCGCGCAUACCCUUCUCUACAACAGAGGUGGGGGCAUUGGAGAGAAAGUUUCUGCAGUCUCCUUAUCUUGGUAGCAACGACGUCAACGAGUUGGCCGCGGCACUCAACAUGUCCCCCAAAAGAGUAUGUAUUAUUUUCAACUAUCCAUAA